GAGAGAGAGAGAGAGGGGAGAGAGGGGGCGAGUGAGUGAGCGAGCGAGCGAGCGAAGCCCAGCUCACAGACUAGUCAUCUCCACACAGGCAAAGCGAACUGCGGGGGCAGACAGAGUACAUGCGUCGGGCACUACUGCAGUAGCCUUUUCGACAGCGAAAGGAGACCCAAAAGGAUUUCGUUGUAUUAAAUUCCGUAUUCCUAACCUUCAGAGAUCAGACUGUGUUCGUUUCGAAUACUUUUCUUGAAAGGGCAACUUUCCUUUUUGUGGAGUUAGCGGGACGUUAUUAGAUAUGGACAGUCGGGAGUCUACUGCAGGAGAAAACUCGCCGGUGUCACCAGUCGCCUAGUCAAAUGUGUAAGAAAGUCACUGUCUAGGACUUGUUUCUGUGGAUAUUUGAUGAAGCGCUUUCUGGCAUUUGCUAAUUCUGGGAGACCUUGGAAUUACAAGGAACUAGGACCUAUAUUGGCAUCAAAUUGUUUUAGUUACCCACUGCUGAAAGGAAUUGCAGCUUUCAAAGUAGUACGAGAAACAUGGAGACUGUAACUCGGCAGAGCUUCCAACCUCACCCAGGACUGCAACAAACUCUGAAGCAGUUUCAUCUUAGUUCUAUGAGCUCCCUCGGAGGACCAGCGGCAUUUUCUGCUAGAUGGCAACAUGAUCUUCUGUUUAAGAAAGAUGGGAAAGAACCUGAGCCCGUCUUGCAUUUGCCAAUGCAGCCGCCGCCAGUGAUGCCAGGGCCCCUGUUCAUUCCCUCUGAUCGCUCCACCGAGAGGUGCGAGACUGUCCUGGAGAGCGAGAUCAUCUCCUGUUUUGUGGUCGGCGGCGAGAAACGGCUGUGUCUGCCGCAGAUCCUCAACACCGUCCUACGAGAUUUCUCCCUCCAGCAGAUCAACUCGGUGUGCGACGACCUCCACAUCUAUUGCUCCAGGUGCACAGCGAAUCAGCUGGAAAUCCUAAAAGUCAUGGGGAUCCUGCCCUUCUCAGCGCCUUCAUGCGGUCUCAUCACCAAAACGGAUUCCGAGCGCUUGUGCAAUGCCCUGAUUCACGGGGGAACGUACCCGCCGCACUGCAAGAAAGAGUUUUCAGGUUCUUUGGAGCUUGAGCUUACAGAGAAAAGCUUCAAAGUGUACCACGAGUGUUUCGGAAAGUGCAAGGGUCUUUUCGUCCCCGAGCUGUAUACCAGUCCGAACGCAGCAUGCAUCCAAUGCAUAGACUGUAGACUCAUGUACCCGACCCACAAGUUUGUGGUUCAUAGCCACAAAUCCUUGGAAAACAGGACUUGCCACUGGGGCUUCGACUCAGCCAACUGGAGGGCAUACAUUCUCCUGGGCCAGGAUUACACUGGGAAAGAGGAGAAGGUGCGCUUGGAGCAGCUUUUGGACGAGAUAAAAGAGAAAUUUGACUUCGCUAACAAAUACAAGAGGAAAGCAUCCAGGGCAUCGGAUCCUAUUCCAGCAAAGAAGUCUAAACAUGAGGACUUCCCACUGCAGUCCCCGUCAGCUGACAAGGACAAGCAACCUGAUUGGCUACGAUCCCUCUCCGCUUCGGCUAGCAAGGGCCUUAACUGCAUCCAGCCCAGACAGAGGCCCUCAGCUUUCAGACCCUGGUCCCCCAACCUCUCCUCUGGGGAUAAAGAGUCCCCCAGCCGGCCUCUGGCCCUUCUGAGAGACAGUUUCUACAACUACAAGAGCAUGGAGAGCGCUGUGGCCCCCAACGUGGCCCUCACCCCCCAGCCCCCAGGGAAGGUGGGGCCCAUGUCCCCGUCCGUGCCCAGCACCUCCCACCCCAGUGGGGGAGAGCCUCCAGGAGAGGGGGCCAGUGUUAGCUCCAGGCCGCGGAAGAGAAGGGCCACAGGGGAGCUUCCACACCCAACGCCCGAGCCCCCUUGUCCCCCUUCCGCCACAGCGAGCAAGCCCCCCCAGGAGGACAAAGACUCUGAGGUGGAAAUCGAAGUGGAGAGUCGUGAGGAAUUCACUUCGUCCCUGUCCUCCCUCUCCUCCCCUUCCUUCACCUCCUCGAGCUCAGCUAAGGACCUGAGCUCACCUGGGGCCCAGGGCCCUAUGGCCCCCAUCACAUCGCCUGAGGUGUCUGGGGCCACAGCUGUGGCUCCAGAGGCCCCGGGGCCAGGGCUGGAGACUGACCUAGAGACCCUGAGGCAGGCCCUGGACAGCGGCCUGGACUCCAAGGAGUCCAAGGAGAAGUUCCUGCAUGAGAUUGUCAAGAUGAGGGUCAAGCAGGAAGAGAAGCUCGGCUCUGCCCUUCAGGCCAAGCGUAGCCUCCAACAGGAGUUGGAGUUCCUGCGUGUGGCGAAGAAGGAGAAGCUGAGAGAGGCCACGGAGGCCAAGCGCAACCUGAGGAAGGAGAUAGAGCGCCUGCGCGCUGAGAGCGAGAAGAAGAUGAAGGAGGCUAAUGAGUCCCGCGUCCGUCUGAAGAGAGAGCUGGAGCAGGCACGCCAGCUCCGAGUGUGUGACAAGGGCUGCGAGGCCGGACGUCUGCGUGCCAAGUACUCUGUACAGAUCGAGGACUUACAGAUGAAGCUGCAGCAUGCGGAGGCAGACCGCGAGCAGCUGCGGGCAGACCUGCUGCAGGAGCGGGAGGCCCGGGAGCACCUGGAGAGAGUGGUCAAGGAGCUGCAGCAACAGCUGUGGCCCAAGUCAGACAGCGGUGCAGACAAGGACACGCCAACCAAGGACUUGCCCCCCGACAACUAAACCCUCCAACUUCCUCCACUCAGGUCCUGCCUGCACAGUCAACUUGCCCUAGAAACCCCCCACCACCCCACCCCCAUAUCCAGAGACAGAGAAGACAGAUCAAGAAUAGAGAAGAUGAUCUAUACUGAGGAGCUACAUCCUUGAUAUGCGCAUAUCCAUCUUCAGGAAAAGUCUGAGUGGUGGGUGCAUCCUUGGGGAAAAAACUAGAUAUUUGUACAUGGACCAAGGAAAUAUGUGUUACUAAGACAAGCACUGAAAUGCACCUCUACCACCAGAACUGAAAAUUGAAUUGUGGGAAGAAAAAAAUACUAUAUAUGGCACAAAAUAUGAUUGUGCCUGUUUUUCUCUGACAAGAAACCAAGCAACAUUUUGGAUAGAGACUUUCUAUGAAGACAAAUUAAAAAGAUGAUAAUAGUAUGAUAUUAGUAUAUUACAACUCACCCAUAUAGAGACACAAAGUGGAGAGUUUUAAAAUGGCGGACGGAGCCAUGCAGAAGGACUGGACUGUACCCACAUACUCUGGCAACGGCUCUGCUCUCUCUCAAUUCGAAGAAAGCGGAGGAUUUCACAAUGUUAUAAGCUAUUUAAGAGACUGUAUAGCGAUAUGUAAAAAAUACUUUUUUCUUUGUUUGUUUGUGCUUUUGGAGCUUCAAAAAGAAAAUAUGACAAAAAAUAUGAACUAAGGACUACUCUUGAUCAAGCGAGAGUAACUCACUAUUGCCACCAUGGGUUUGUUGGACUAGGGGAAUUCAUUGUGAGCCUUUGAGGAAACAUAUCAAGUCUGAUCAUUUUCUUCUGUACUGUUCCAGAAAUACAAAAUCAUUCAUCAAGUUUAUUAAUGAAAUGGUGAGUAGGAUUGCAUUUGACUUGAUAUUUUCUCUCUUUGGAACCAGUCAUGUCUUUGUAUUUGGAAAAAAGUGUUACGUUCUAGGCACCUUUCAGAAUGAGCACUUCAUUUAGAUAGUGACAACAAUUUUCCCCAAGUGACAAAAUACACAGAAACUGCUCACAAUUUUUUUUGUCAUUGUGUGUUUGUGAGCAUUGGGUCAAACCCCAAAAGUCUAUCUUAUGAAGAUACACUUUGUGAUCAAUGUCUGUGUAACUAAAGCCUAGAUUUCAGACUAGCUUGACUGUGUUUUUCCUUUACAUUUGAUUAACAAAAGUAUGCAUGUUUCGCUCAAUUAAGAUUUGAAGACUCUUUCUGGAUACUAUGAUUUUAGGGCUGAAAGUGGCACCUUUAGCAAGUACCACAGUAUGUUCUUUUAAAUAAAUUAUGGUAUGUAAAUAUAAAUAUGUUUCUUUUUUACUUUACAGUAAUGAAUCGCACUUUGUCAUAACAAAGUACUGUUGUAAUGCAUUAUACACCCACUAUUGUCUUCAUUUUUACUUUGGAAAAGAAAUAUUCAUGACAACAACAAUAUAAAUUCAGUAAGCAUUUUUUUAUUAUAUGCAUCUCAUUAAAGUACAAUGUUAUUAUGUGUUAUCAAAACACAGUAUUGUAAAUAAAAUGAAAGGAAAAAGGGGUCUACCUGCUUGCUUGCUGACGUGGUCCUGGCUGCUGAGAAAUCCUAUUCCUUUUUGGUGGUAAAUUGACUUUUAGAACAGACAGACAGUGGGACAUCAUAGUGCAAGUGACACAUUCAAUUCAGCGCCAACUUUAUUUUUUUUUAGUAUUUAUUAAUAUUAGACUAAUUAAUUGAAGUUUCAUGUAAAACACUACUCCAAUAAACCAGUCAAUGGAAGGCGUUGGUAAUUGGAGCCCAGAGAUACAUUGCUCACAUAUUGACAGAAAAUAUUACAUAAAAUCUUUUUUUUAUAAUGCUCCAAUUACACAGUGGGUACAAUGCAAUCAGAAUGUACAUUGUGUUAAUGCUGUUUUCCUUUGGUUGUUGAUGUUGUUGUUGUUUUUAAUGUGGGGAUAUUUUUAUUGCUUGUCUGUUAUGUUCCUUUUUUUCCAAUAGAAAACUCAUAUAUUUUCUUUAUGCAUGACAUUUGAGAAGGUUUGCCAUACAUAUAGUCUUUAUUGGGCAUUGAUAUUGUACAUGUAAGGGUUUUAUUGUGUUAUGCAAUAUACAGCAAACUCGUCUUAUUUAGAAAAAAAAACAAAAAAAAAGAAUCUCAUUUUUUAAAGUCAACUAAACCUUGUUUAUUAUACAGCUGAGAAGCAUUUCACACGCAAAUCACAACAAGUUCAAAUGCAAUGCUGGACAACCUUAAGUGCCUGAAAGCGGGCGGAAGGUUUCCAGAACAGGAACAUUGAUGAUGUAAUUGUUGUUGCUGGCCUCUGCAUAGGGACUCAGAGUCAACUUCUCCAGGGAUGCUAGGUCCUUCACAGUGCAGAUGCUGGGGUAGAUGAUAGGGAUGUUUGCUUUGCACUCUUGAAGGGAGUCUAGAACAUUCUCUGGCCUUUCUGAGCAAAUCUCCCUUAUGGCAGGCUUGACUUGACCUCCUGGGCCAAGCUUACAGAUGCAGCUCUUUUUCAGUAUUCCUAUUCCAAUACAGUUUACAGCAGUACUUUACAUUGACCUUUUUUAAAGCAGAAAUAAUUGAACAAUUUGCAAAUGCUGAACCGUAGGCUUUUUGAAUGAUCGCUUUUCUUCAUUCAGAAAUGUUCUUUCAAUGAUAUGCAUGUCAAAACAUUUUAUAAAAAUCAGUAUGUACCGUUGAUAUGUGCUAAGGUAACUCUUGAGGGUAUCGCUCUGUCCGUCUAGAGGUGACCAUGUAUAACAAAUCAAAAGGGCAUUAUGUCUAAGCCCAAUGUCUUAACCUACUUUAGAAAGGGCAAUGUUAAUGACAGACUGACACUGAGUCUGUGACUUCAACAGACCUUAAAUUGGUACAUUUUAUAGUUGUUUUUACACAAAAAUGAAUUGAUACGUGUAGUUUACUUUAUUCAUGGUUUUCUACAAAAAGGGAGAAAAUAAUGACAUUGGCUCUUUGGUCUCCCAUGUAAAAGAAAAAAACGAUUUAAAUGAUUUAUUAUUUUCUAAACAAGACCAUUUUGCUAAAAAGAGGACAAUAAAGCAGCAAUAACAGUACAUAUUAAUAGACAAAAACUAUCCAGUGUGAGGAUUUGAAUAAGAAUUUACAAAUGUAAAUAGUUUUUUUCAUUUACAAUAUUGUAUUAUAUAUGUACAUGGUGUUUCCUUUUUCAAAAAGAAAUCUUUUCUUACACAAUAGCUGUCUUGUUUUUUUUUUUGAGUUUGUGUUUUAACCAAGACCAUGUUUCAAAAACAAUUAUUGCAGUGCGUUAGAGAAUAUUCCCCACAUAAACAUGUUGUUUAUCCCAUGUUUUUUUUUUUUACUGUAGAGUCUUUAUAUUCAUUGUCUUUUUUCACCAGUUUAUAUAUAUUUUUAACAAUAUAUUCAAAUCAAUUAGUGGACCUGUGGUCACACAAGACCACGCCACAUCGCAGAUUUCCUCCUCAUCCUCAUUUAUCUUUUUAGCCCUAUGCUGCUGCUAAUACUAUAUAAACUUUACAAUUCUAGAAAUAUUUUUAUGUAAGAGGUAAAUGUAUGCUUUCUUGUUUAUCAAUGCCGCAAAUACAGUAUGAGAAAAAAAGCUUGGCUUAUUUAUCUACUCCCUUCUUUCCUUCAUCUUUUCGCGCCUUUUUCCACCUCUCCUUCAUCAACACCUUUCCCUUCUCUCACGACACGGACUAUAUUGUAAAGUAAAGGACUUUAUGAGAUAAUGUUUGAAAAUAGCUAUGCUUAUAUACCACAGUGACUGAAUGUACAGUGUAUAGAUGCAUUACCAGAAAUAAAGUUGUUUGUCCAGA
Molecule: messenger RNA, 6493 nt
Organism: Hypomesus transpacificus
Lineage: Eukaryota; Metazoa; Chordata; Actinopteri; Osmeriformes; Osmeridae
Gene: skia
Product: v-ski avian sarcoma viral oncogene homolog a
Exons: 7
Coding region: 534-2714 (726 amino acids)
Biological process (GO): negative regulation of BMP signaling pathway
Cellular component (GO): nucleus
Molecular function (GO): DNA-binding transcription factor activity, RNA polymerase II-specific; RNA polymerase II cis-regulatory region sequence-specific DNA binding; SMAD binding
Source: RefSeq, a predicted model, not a curated record